AUGAUAGGCCUUCAUGAGGCCACUGUGUACUGGGAUGCUGCCCAGAAAAGGGUGAGCCUAAAGGAGGAUGCGAUGGACACAGAGGGGGGUGCCUAUGGCUACUUCAAUGAUACUCUGCACUUAACCGGAUGGGGCAUCUUGGAAAUUUGUGCCGGUUUUGGAAAUGUCCAACAGGAAGACGAGACAACCUUCUUCCUGGCUGGGUACCUGGAAGGCUACUUUAGUGCCAAACAGAUGUUUCACCAUUAUUCCAACGUGUACCCUCAGCUAAUAAAGGACAAGAAGGUUCUGAAUCCCUUGGAAAGCUUCUUAAGCGAACAGGAUCAAUAGGCCAGAGAGCAGGUAAAACUGAGGAAGAACAGUGAACCCUUGUGGAACUACUUGGGACUGAUCUUGGCCCAACUGGACGGUCUCAUAGCUGGAGCUGCAUCGUGGGCCAAAAGCAAACACACAGAGCCUCUGUCAGUGUUUAUGGUACAGUUUCUGAAUAGUGUUGGCGACCUCCUGGACCUCGUCCCUGCUCUAACACCUCGCCUCAACUCUGCCGGGCCCAAGUCUUUCAGUAUUCAAGAGAUGGGCCACUGCACGGCUCUCAUAAAGGUGACGCCUGGUUUUGAGAACCUGCUGCUGGGUCACUCCAGCUGGUACAAUUAUGCAUCCACCAUGCACAUCUACAAACAUUGGAACCUCAGGGUGUCCAACAUGCACGUAGCCACGGGAAAGAUGUCGUUCAGCAGCUACCCUGGCUUCCUUACGUCUCUGGACGACUUCUACCUCCUUGGUAGCCGCCUACUGGUUACUCAGACUUCCAUCUGUGUUUUCAACGCCUCCUUGUUCUCUCAGCUCAGCCCUCACAGCCUGCUGGCCUGGCAGAGAGUCCGCCUGGCCAACAGCUUGGCGCGCAGCGGUGAAGAGUGGGCGCAGAUCUUCUCAAAAUACAACUCAGGUACAUAUAACAGCCAGUACAUGGUGGUGGACCUGAGUAAGAUCUCACUCGGUCACAGCAUCAGAACUGGAGCUCUGACUGUUGUGGAGCAGAUUCCAGGGAAGGUGAUGCACUCUGACCAGACCCAAACUUUGCGAGGAGGGUACUGGCCGUCCUACAACAUUCCAUUUCAUGUUGAAAUCUAUAACCUGAGUGGAUACGGCGUGAUGUGGACAAAACAUGGUGAAGAUUUCUCUUAUGACCUUUGCGCCAGAGCUAAAAUCCUGCGCAGGGACCAGGCCAAGGUGUUUGAUCUCAGGUCCCUCAAGUACAUCAUGAGAUACAACAACUAUAGGAGAGAUCCUUAUGCCAAGGGCCAUCCAUGUAAAACCAUCUGUUGCCGUAACGACCUGCGACCAAGGAGACCACGGCCAGGUGGUUGCUACGACACUAAGGUGACUGACUACCAGAUGGCUCUUCAGCUGGCAGCAGAGGCAAUAAACGGCCCCACAAUCCAGGGGGGGUUACGACCAUUCACAUGGCUCUCCUUCAACCUCACGGCUCACGACGGCCUUCCUUUCAAGUACAAUUUUACUUUUAUCACCGUGAGACCCGCUCUGCACAAGCCCUAAAUGUACCAGCUCCCUAAUCCAUGGCAUAUAUUGUGUUAACGGUUUAGUUUGUGUGCUAGCAUUUAAACAUUGGUUGCAGAUUGGGCAGCUACUUGGAUGUCAUGUAAAGCAUUAUUCCCUAGAGGAGGGAUGCAGUUGACCUUUUCCUCCAGCAUCACCAUCAAAUGUUAAUGUUUAACUGUCAGUAAACUGGUGAAGAGCCUGUUAACGUGUAACAUUGAAUGUUCAGUCCGAUAUACAGUCUAUGAAGCAUGAAGAUAUCUUCUUUAUUAUUAUACUGUACAUCUGAGUAGAAUAGA
This is a messenger RNA of Nerophis ophidion (straightnose pipefish), 1856 nucleotides long. It is a transcript of the gene plbd1b, whose product is annotated as phospholipase B domain containing 1b. NCBI's taxonomy places the organism in Eukaryota, Metazoa, Chordata, Actinopteri, Syngnathiformes, Syngnathidae. Gene Ontology annotation, molecular function: glycerophospholipase activity. Gene Ontology annotation, cellular component: extracellular region. The transcript has 10 exons. The record is from RefSeq and is a predicted model, not a curated record. Gene Ontology annotation, biological process: phospholipid catabolic process.